This is a messenger RNA of Australozyma saopauloensis, 1236 nucleotides long. RefSeq lists its product as uncharacterized. The record is from RefSeq and is a predicted model, not a curated record. Gene Ontology annotation, cellular component: cytoplasm. The coding region runs from base 1 to 1236 and encodes 411 amino acids. NCBI's taxonomy places the organism in Eukaryota, Fungi, Ascomycota, Pichiomycetes, Serinales, Metschnikowiaceae. The transcript has a single exon. Gene Ontology annotation, molecular function: GTP binding; ATP hydrolysis activity.
AUGGGAAGAGAUACAGUAAUUGGUCUCGUUGGAAAGCCCAGUAGUGGUAAAUCUACGACUCUCAAUGCGUUGACGGAUGCAAACGCCAAAGUGCGUUCUUUUCCCUUCACAACCAUCGAUCCGAACAAAGCAUCUGGAUAUCUAGAAGUGGAGUGUGCAUGUUCACGAUUUGGAAAGCAGGAACUCUGUAAACCAAACUACGGAUAUUGCCGGAACGGAACUCGUGGUGUGCCAAUCAUUCUUUUGGAUGUGGCAGGGUUGGUGCCCAAUGCACAUUUGGGUAGAGGUCUAGGAAACAAGUUUCUUAGCGAUUUGACGGAAGCAGACUGCCUUAUACAUAUUGUCGAUGUAAGCGGAACCACUGAUGCGGACGGAAAGGAGACCCGUGGUUAUGAUCCUCUACAAGAUAUCGAAUGGUUCCAGGAUGAGAUUUUCCGGUGGAUUCUAGGGAACUUGACUGAGAAAUGGCCUUCAGUGGUCCGUCGUCAUGUGGCCACCAAAUCUACUACCUUGGAGACUCUUCUUCUGCAGCUUGGUGGAUACUAUGCCAAUAAGGAGCUCGUGGGUAAGGCGCUUGAUCGUAUGCCCAACCUACCUCCCCUUCAAGAAUGGGACACUGAGAUGGUGGAGGCAGUCGUGAAGUCCUUUAUGGCUGUCAAGUUUCCUACCAUCUUGGCGCUCAACAAAAUGGACCAUCCGGAUGCGGACAAGAACGUUUCCAAAAUUAUGUUGAAAUUCCCAGAGAUGAAGUGUGUACUUACCUCGUCACUCACAGAAGUAUUCCUACGGAAACUCGCGGCACUGAACUACAUCAAAUAUGAGCUGGGAACAGAGUUCAUCGAUACCGCGGAAGAUCUUCCUGAUGCUGGACUCCGUCCUCUUGAUGAGAAGUUGGCUGAGAAGAUUGAGGAGAUUAGAGACUUGGUCCUCUACCGAUUCGGUUCCACUGGAUUGGUUAACCUACUCCAAACCGCAGCAGAAAUGAUGCAACUCGUGCCGGUUUAUCCUGUGCGGAAUAUCAGUACCUUUGGAGGGCUGUCAGGUCAACAUGUGUUUCGGGAUUGCGUUCUAGUGAAGAAGCAUUCACCAGUGAUCUCUGUUGCGCGCAAAAUCAUGGGUGAUGUGACUAUUGCAGCAAUUGAAGGUGUAGACAAGAAGAGAGUCGGUGAAGAAGAUACCGUUGAUGUGAAGAAAAAUGACAUUUUGUCUUUUAGAUUGGUUCCUGGAAACCACUAG